Messenger RNA from Elephantulus edwardii (Cape elephant shrew), 801 nucleotides. It is a transcript of the gene CEACAM19, whose product is annotated as carcinoembryonic antigen-related cell adhesion molecule 19. Lineage: Eukaryota; Metazoa; Chordata; Mammalia; Macroscelidea; Macroscelididae. Bases 1 to 801 code for a protein of 266 amino acids. The transcript has 6 exons. The record is from RefSeq and is a predicted model, not a curated record.
AUGGCGAUUCCCACCAGAGCCCAGGGCUGUGUCUCAAAGGGACUCCUGCUCUCAGCCUCAGUCCUGGCCCUCUGGACCCUCCAGAACUCCCAGGCAGCCCUCCACAUCCAGAAGAUUCCAGAGGAGCCUCUAAAGAACCAAGACCUCCUCCUGUCUGUCCAAGGUAUCCCAGGCAACUUCCAGGACUUCAACUGGUACCAGGGGGAGAAGACUGAUGGAGGCACCAUGCUGUUCUCCUACAUUCCAGGCCUGAAGCGGCCCCAGAGGGACGGCAGCGCCAUGAAGCAGCGUGACAUCGUUGGCCUCGCCAACGGCUCCAUGCUGCUGCGCCACAUCCAGCCCAACGACAGUGGCCUCUACCAGGUGGUCGUCACCAUCAACCCCUCCUGGACCAUGAAGGCCAAGACCACAGUCCAGGUGAUGGAAAAGCAUGAGCAGCUGUCCAAGACCCACAUUCCCGUGAACAUGGGCAUCAUGGUGGCCAUCGUCAUUGGCUCUCUCGCUGCUGGGGCCCUCCUCAUUGGCUGCUUUGCCUAUUUCCUGAUAAUGAAAGGCUGGAAGAGCCGGAACCACAGGCAGUACAACCCCUUGUCCCUUGCUUCAGGAGAUGACAACAACAUCUACGAGGUGAUGCCAUCCCCCAUGCUCCUGGUGUCCCCCCUCAGGGACACGAGGCCCACAAACCCAGCCACGCACCCACCUCUGCCCGCACCCCUGCAGCCGGAACCAGAGAACCAUCAUUACCAGGACCUGCUGAACCCCGAUCCUGCCCCUUACUGCCAGCUGGUGCCAGCCCCUUGA